UGGCGUCUCUGGUUGCUAGGCUACAGAACUGUUCACGGUUGUGCUUUAGUGGCGUACGAGCGAGUUUAGACUUGGAGUGAUACACUGAUUUCUACAUUUAUGUGAUAGGUGACCCCGCGUAACGACAACAGUGGCUGGAAAACUGUCGCGGAAAUUCUCUCACUUUGGCAACAAGAAGCCCAAUUUUUGCUGAUGCUAGGUGGCUGACGUUAGCAUUUGUUGAUGGAGCGAGCCGACCGGCGACUUGUGAAGAAUCAACCAUAUGACGAGAGUGUGGAGGUGAGUGACUCGGCAGAGGAGGCGAGUAUCCGCGGCCAGGCUGACCGCGGGAGGAACAGGAGGGGGCGCAGCAUGUUAUCCAGCAACAACAGCAGCAGUGACGAGAUGGACGAAGAUCGUGAGCCUCCAAGGGCCAAAGGGCCAGUCAGCAGGCAGCCUGGGGUCAGCCCCAACGAGGAAGACGACGAAGAUGAGGAGGAAGAGUCAGAGGAUGCGGACGAUGACGACGACGACGAUGAUGAUGAUGACGAUACCGGCGAGGCACCUGAGGGCGCGUACGACCCCGCCGACUAUGCCAACCUGCCCGUCAGCACCGAGAUCAAAGAUUUGUUCCAGUACAUCGUGCGGUACUCUCCCAAGUCCAUCACACUAGAACACAGCCUGAGACCCUUCAUCCCGGACUUCAUCCCGGCUGUGGGCGACAUUGAUGCCUUUCUUAAGGUGCCAAGGCCGGACGCCAAAGCAGACGGGCUGGGCCUUCUGGUUCUAGACGAGCCCAGUGUGAAACAAUCGGACCCCACUCUCUUGUCACUGUGGUUGUCCGAAGAGACCAAGCAGCAUGCCACCAGCGAGCUGAAGGUGACCAGUGUGUCCAGUCCUCAAGCUAACCCUCGUGCCGUGGACAGCUGGGUGGAGAGCAUCGGCGCCCUUCACCGCUCAAAGGCGGCGGCCAGCGUGCAAUACGCACGCGCCAUGCCCGACAUCGACGCCCUCAUGCAGGAGUGGCCACCAGAGGUGGAGGAGACCCUGGGCCGCGUACGCCUGCCCCCUGCCCGCCUCUGCUGCAGCCUGCCGCAGUACUGCGACAUCGUGUGCGCCCUGCUUGACGUCCCCGUCUACUGCAGCCGCAUCCAAGCGCUACACCUGCUCUUCAGCCUCUUCCUUGAGUUCAGAGACUCGCAGCACUUUGCACGCACUUGACCAUGUGCGUAGUGAUAUUUUUCAUGACUUCCUUGUGAAAUCACGUUCAAGUGUGCUUAUAAGGUAACUUCCCUUACUGACCCAGGCUGAACUUUGUAUCACCCAAACUAACUAAGAGUCUCUUAAUCGCUUAAUCCCGUCAUGACUCGCCACCAUGGAUCAUAUAUGCCGUCCAGCCUGCUCUUAAACUAUAUCACCAGGGAAUGUUGUAGAUGUGUUUGUUUGAAAAUAAAAACGGUUUUGAUAUUUAUA
Syngnathus acus (greater pipefish) is the source of this 1452-nucleotide messenger RNA. It is a transcript of the gene ift46, whose product is annotated as intraflagellar transport 46 homolog (Chlamydomonas). Gene Ontology annotation, biological process: cilium assembly; intraciliary transport. The record is from RefSeq and is a predicted model, not a curated record. Bases 223 to 1200 code for a protein of 325 amino acids. Lineage: Eukaryota; Metazoa; Chordata; Actinopteri; Syngnathiformes; Syngnathidae. The transcript is spliced from 6 exons. Gene Ontology annotation, cellular component: motile cilium; intraciliary transport particle B; centrosome.